AUGCCUGCCCCAGAAGUCAACCAGCCAAAGGCCCAGGCGAUGGAUGUUCCGUCUGCUCAGGCAAUCCAGGAACAGCCUAAACCAGUUGGGAAGAUGACCGUCGAGGAGCCUGUUGUUGCGCCGGUUUCGCUUGCUUUGAGUGCCUCAACUGCUGCUGCUAGGCGCAUUGAUUAUGUUGGGAUGAGACGGGACGGAUACCCCUCUGAUAUACCCGAGGUGGAAGUUUGA
This is a messenger RNA of Pseudogymnoascus destructans, 228 nucleotides long. RefSeq lists its product as uncharacterized. The record is from RefSeq and is a predicted model, not a curated record. The transcript is spliced from 3 exons. NCBI's taxonomy places the organism in Eukaryota, Fungi, Ascomycota, Leotiomycetes, Thelebolales, Thelebolaceae. The coding region runs from base 1 to 228 and encodes 75 amino acids.